AUGGUGCAAAGAAAGGUACCCUACAAGCUUGGUAUCCAAGCUGAUCAUGUUAAAUCCGAGAAGCGGUUGGGGAACCUGAAACCAAGUUCUUGUCAGCAUCAGGAUGGCAAGAAUAGAGGACCAGAUAUGAAGAAGAAAAUGAAAAGGUCAAGAUCAUUCAAGCUUUCUGAUAUUGAGAGCUUGAAAUCAUCAUCACCUUUGAGGAAAGCCAUGUCACAGCCUGGAAAGCCGCCUCCUCUCAAUGCUUCAACAACUGAAGCAACACCACAGAAGCAGCUUUUCGUCAAAGCAACUGAUGGUUCGCCAAAUUAUAUGAAGUCAACCAGCAGUUCCGAGGCAAGAAAGGAGCGAUCCCAGGUGAGUCCCUUGAAUACUCAAACUGGUUCAAAUGGUAAGAAACUGCAUCGUAGAAACUCGGGUAGUUCGAAAUUUCGUCCUGCUUCUAGUAACAAACCAUCAAGAACUUUAUCAAAGACAUCUAGUUUGAAGCUGGCGAGGACUCUCAGUUUUAAGCCAAUAAGAGGUACUGCGAAGAAAUGUUCUAGAGUAGCUAUUUGUGCAGAUGGGAGUACACAAACAGCUACCUGUUCUUCAACCCUGAAGGACUCGAAGUUUCCUCCAUACCUCAUGCUUAAUCCUGGGGGUACUGAAGCGGAGGGAACUUCUGUCAUGAAGGUCUGCCCAUAUACCUACUGCUCUCUUAACGGUCAUCAUCACAAACCUGUGCCUCCACUGAAGUGCUUCUUGAAGGCAAGGAGGCAUUCGUUGAAGGUCCAGAAGAGCAUAAAGUUGGAGGCUUUAUCCCCGCGUAGAGCCAGGCCAUCUGGUGAUGGAACAGAAGAAAUUCAUGGUGGACUGCUGGAUUUUUCUGAUGACAAACCUAUGAUACAAGAAGCUGGCAAGGAUUUCUUUGUUGAAAUCUACACAAAAAAUACAGAAGAUGGUGCUUUUUCUGGAGAACCUGAAGGAUGGAUUAACGAGUCCUGUUUUUAUGCUGGCCAUGAAGCAGCAGCUGAACAAGACAACAACAAUCAAGUUUUUGAGAGCUCGUCUGAUGAAUCACAAGAAUCAGAGAUUGAUUUUGAGGAAAAUUCCAAUAUAACCAAUGCAGCAGAGAUGGAUGUUGCAGUGGGCUUUGUCAUAGAAGAUGAAAAAGAUGGGGAUACAGACUGUUCAUCGACCUUGUCUGAAGAUGAAGCAAUCAUGGGAAGCUGUGACAAUAGGAGCGACAUUGAAAGGGAACGCCAAGCAAGUAUGGAGGAAGAUGAUGGCAUCUCUGAAGCAGCUGACAUGGAGUGGGAGGAGGGCCGACUUUCUACUUCAGAGGUCGAUACAGAAGCUGAUGACUUGAACAAGCCUGAUGAAGAUGAAUUUUGCACCAAAGUCGAGUGGACACCAGAAAUCAAGAAACUUGAUUGGCAUGAGGAUUCUGAGAUCAUUAUAUCAGAUGAUGUAGGCAGAAACUGCACAGAGGAAAUUCUAGCUGAUGAGGUACUGCAAGAACUCUUUGCAGAGGAAACUGCCUACAUUAAUGUGCAAUGGAGCGAUAGCAAUUCUGAAUCGGAUGGCAUACCCCACUAUUGGGAGAUUCUCGAAUCUAUCAAAGUGGAAGGGGACUUAGCAUAUGAUCAACCUUCGGCAGUUGAAGAUGCAUCUGAGGCACUAAAAACCGAGGAGGAGAAAGAUAAAGAAGCUGAGAGAUAUCUGAUUGAUGCUGUGACCACUGCAGCUUCAUUGUGGGAACCAAAAGGAACCAGGGAGAAAAUUCAAGGUGAUGGAGUUCAUGAAACAGAGAAUUCUCAACUUGCCAUUGCUGAACUCCCUGAUGCUGAAGCUGGAGAUGCAGCAGAAGAUCGAGAGCAAGUUGCCAAUGCUGAAUUGCCAUUUGAAAUCCAUGUUUCAGAUUCACCUCAGAGUUUUUCUGAAGUUGAUCAAGAUGAUGCUACACUAAAUGCCGAUGGAAACCACAUGACAACUGAAGCUUGCAAGCUUGAUAUAACCGCUGAAGACUGCAGUUCAAGUCAAGAUCUUGUUGAUGACGGCACUCCAACUGAGCCUCUUGACCGCCAACUGGGUGAGCAGGAUGAGACAAAUAGUGUUCUUGAGAGCCAGAGCUUAUUCGAGGAAGAUCAAGAUGAAGCUAACAGGAUCAAAAUCCUAACUGCCAUGGAUUCGGAGGAUCUGAGUGGUUCAAGAAUGCAUAAAAUCAAUUCAAUUGGAGAUGAUACAGGAGAAAUUGAGAAUACAGAAGUGGAAGUUUGUAACGAUUCAGCUACAGCAGAAACCCUCCUCUCUGCCAAUGAUGGAACCAGCACAGGAUCAAAACGUCUAUUUGUAUACACGAGAGCCAAUCCCGAGCAAGAACUUCAUGAUACCUGCAACAAAAGGAAAUGGACAAUUGGAGACAAGAAACCCAUCAAAGACUUGGAGGAAGAGAGAGAAUUCAAUCCAAGAGAACCAAAUUUCCUUCCCAUUGUUCCUGAUCCAGAGGCAGAAAGGGUCGAUCUCAGGCAUCAGACGAUGGAUGACAGGAAAAAUUCCGAGGAAUGGAUGCUUGAUUAUGCACUACAACAGACUGUCACUAAACUUGCUCCAGCUAGGAAGAAGAAGGUGGCACUACUUGUUGAAGCUUUUGAAAAAGUCUUGCCAACACCAAAAUAUGAAACUCGUAACAGGCAUACAUCAGCAGCAUUAUCUCACACAAGACCGAUUCAAGCUUGUAGCUGA
Messenger RNA from Dovyalis caffra, 2727 nucleotides. NCBI's taxonomy places the organism in Eukaryota, Viridiplantae, Streptophyta, Magnoliopsida, Malpighiales, Salicaceae. The record is from the annotation of a GenBank genome assembly.